Molecule: messenger RNA, 2502 nt
Organism: Pediculus humanus corporis (human body louse)
Lineage: Eukaryota; Metazoa; Arthropoda; Insecta; Psocodea; Pediculidae
Product: vacuolar proton translocating ATPase 116 kDa subunit A isoform, putative
Exons: 16
Coding region: 1-2502 (833 amino acids)
Biological process (GO): vacuolar acidification; proton transmembrane transport
Cellular component (GO): vacuolar proton-transporting V-type ATPase complex; plasma membrane; vacuolar proton-transporting V-type ATPase, V0 domain
Molecular function (GO): proton-transporting ATPase activity, rotational mechanism; ATPase binding
Source: RefSeq, a predicted model, not a curated record
AUGGGUAGCUUAUUUAGAAGUGAAGAGAUGGCAUUAUGUCAACUCUUCUUGCAAAGUGAAGCUGCAUAUGCCUGCGUUUCUGAACUUGGAGAACUUGGUCUUGUACAAUUUCGAGACCUCAAUCCGGAUGUGAACGCGUUUCAAAGAAAAUUCGUUAACGAAGUGAGACGUUGCGAUGAAAUGGAAAGAAAACUUCGUUAUUUGGAAAAAGAAAUUAAAAAAGAUGGGAUACCAAUGUUGGACACGGGGGAAAAUCCGGAAGCACCUCAACCUCGGGAAAUGAUCGAUUUGGAAGCGACAUUUGAAAAGCUCGAAAACGAAUUAAGGGAAGUCAAUCAAAAUGCGGAAGCGCUCAAAAGGAAUUUUUUGGAAUUGACGGAAUUAAAACACAUUCUUCGUAAAACUCAAGUGUUUUUUGACGAGAUGGCAGAUCCGAGCAGAGAGGAAGAAAGCGUCACUUUGCUGGGAGAAGAAGGGCUCCGGGCCGGAGGACAGGCACUUAAACUCGGGUUUGUCGCCGGUGUUAUACUGAGAGAAAGAGUACCAGCAUUUGAACGUAUGCUUUGGAGAGCUUGUCGCGGUAACGUUUUCCUUCGUCAAGCGGAAAUCGAAACACCUUUGGAAGAUCCAUCAUCGGGAGAUCAAGUAUUCAAAUCCGUUUUCAUAAUAUUUUUUCAAGGGGAUCAAUUGAAAACGAGAGUUAAAAAAAUAUGCGAAGGUUUUAGGGCGACACUGUAUCCCUGUCCGGAGGCUCCCACGGAUCGACGGGAAAUGGCCAUGGGUGUCAUGACUCGAAUCGAAGAUCUGAACACGGUUUUGGGUCAAACUCAAGAUCAUCGUCAUCGUGUGCUCGUGGCAGCAGCGAAAAACAUAAAAAAUUGGUUCGUAAAAGUGAGAAAAAUCAAAGCCAUUUACCACACUUUAAAUUUAUUUAACCUGGACGUGACGCAAAAAUGCCUGAUUGCCGAGUGUUGGGUCCCCCUUUUGGACAUGGAAACGAUUCAGUUAGCUUUACGUCGAGGAACUGAAAGAAGUGGAAGUUCCGUUCCGCCCAUAUUGAAUAGAAUGGACACUUUUGAAGAUCCCCCGACUUACAACAGAACAAAUAAAUUUACAACAGCUUUUCAGGCUCUUAUCGAUGCCUACGGAGUUUCAAGUUACCGAGAAGUUAAUCCUGCUCCGUACACUAUAAUAACAUUCCCAUUUUUGUUUGCCGUCAUGUUUGGCGAUACUGGUCACGGACUGCUGAUGACGAUAUUCGGAGCCUGGAUGGUAUUGAAAGAAAAACCUCUACAAGCCAAAAAAUCAGACAGCGAAAUCUGGAAUAUUUUCUUCGGCGGACGUUACAUAAUUCUUUUGAUGGGCGUUUUCUCAUGUUACACGGGUUUAAUUUACAAUGAUGUUUUUUCAAAAUCUCUCAACAUAUUCGGAUCUGCUUGGUCGGCAUCACACCUCGACAUGAGUUACAUAAUGAACGAAAAGUCUAUCAUGUUGGAUCCGAACAGUACUGCAUACGUGCAAAUCCCUUAUCCGUUCGGAUUGGAUCCCGUUUGGCAAGUGGCAGAAAAUAAAAUUACUUUUUUAAAUACGUACAAAAUGAAAUUAUCGAUUAUUCUUGGGGUUUUUCAUAUGUUGUUCGGAGUCUGCCUUAGCUUGUGGAAUUUCAGGUAUUUUAAUAAAAAAAUGGAUAUAUUUACUCAGUUCGUACCUCAAAUCAUAUUUUUGUGCUUCCUUUUCUUGUACCUGGUACUAUUAAUGUUUGUUAAAUGGGUCAAUUACACAGCUUACACGACAGAUAUUCUUUUGAGUCCAUAUUGCGCUCCAUCAAUUUUGAUAACGUUUAUCAACAUGGUUUUAAUGAAGAAAGAUGUUGCUCCGGCGGGUUGCGAUCCGUUCAUGUACGGCGGACAGAGUACAAUACAAACAAUGUUGGUAGCAGUGGCUGUCAUAUGCGUACCCGUCAUGCUUUUCGGAAAACCCCUGUAUAUAAUGAGACAGCAAAAAACUCGUCACUUAAAUAGUAAUCAUGCGGGAGAAAAUGGGGAUGCGGAGGGUGGUGGUGGUGGUCAGUUUCCACCAUCUCAGCCACCCGUCGAACACGAUGAAGAGCACGAUAUGGGUGAACUCAUGAUUCAUCAGGGUAUUCACACAAUUGAAUACGUUUUGGGAUCCGUGUCUCACACUGCCUCGUACCUUCGGCUAUGGGCUUUGUCUUUGGCUCACGCGCAGCUUUCCGAAGUAUUGUGGAACAUGGUUCUUAAAUUCGGAUUGGUUCGCGAAGAUUGGACCGGUGGUAUAUUUCUAUGGAUAGUUUUUGCCGGAUGGGCUUGCCUCACGGUCAGCAUAUUGGUCGUUAUGGAAGGUCUGAGUGCGUUUUUGCACACGUUGCGUUUGCAUUGGGUUGAAUUUCAGAGUAAAUUUUACGCGGGUCAGGGUUACGCAUUUCAACCAUUUUCUUUCGAAGCUUUGCUCGAUUCGGCUUCGCAAUCCGGAGAAGAUUAA